AUGGCAGAAUCUGAAGUUGUUGGUUUACUGAAGCAACUCAUGCAAAUUCCGUCAUGCAGCAGAAGAACAGGCCAUUGGCAUAUUCCUCGAGUAACACUUGAAGAGUUUGGGCUACACACUCUCGCUGCAAUGUAUAAGCAUAUCUUAGCUCUUCUCGCGAGACGCGUGUUUGCCUCACUGCGCACAUGGAUACGGUUCCUCGACAUAUCUCACUUCGAGAGACACCCAAUAUACAAAGGCGGUCCAGAAGUUUGA
Penicillium waksmanii is the source of this 255-nucleotide messenger RNA. RefSeq lists its product as uncharacterized. The transcript has 2 exons. Lineage: Eukaryota; Fungi; Ascomycota; Eurotiomycetes; Eurotiales; Aspergillaceae. The coding region runs from base 1 to 255 and encodes 84 amino acids. The record is from RefSeq and is a predicted model, not a curated record.